Aspergillus aculeatinus CBS 121060 is the source of this 1494-nucleotide messenger RNA. Its product is annotated as putative C2H2 finger domain protein. NCBI's taxonomy places the organism in Eukaryota, Fungi, Ascomycota, Eurotiomycetes, Eurotiales, Aspergillaceae. Gene Ontology annotation, molecular function: DNA-binding transcription factor activity. The transcript is spliced from 2 exons. The coding region runs from base 1 to 1494 and encodes 497 amino acids. The record is from RefSeq and is a predicted model, not a curated record.
AUGCAUGGAAUCAUCAAUCCAUCCCGCAAACAAUUUCGACGAAUAAUCGCCCGGCCCAUUGAGCCUAUGCGGCUCAACAAUGGCCUUGACUCUGGGCUCUUUUCGGGCUACACGAGUUCUUGCUUGCUUCUUCAUUUCCAUAUCAUGGACCAUUUCUCAGCCUUCUCCGAUGUUCCCCAACCAGCACCCGGGGUUAGUGUUCCCCAGGAUUAUGAACUGUACCCUUGCAAGUAUGAGUCGUCGUAUACGGACCCCACGAUGAGUCAACAUCCUUCAGGCCUCCAACCUCAUCUCACUCCGGAAGCUAUCCCUAUGAAAGGCCUUUAUCCCACAUCUAACAUGUCCUGGACGAGCAUGGGAGAUGAUAUCGACACUCUCACGACAGGCUUCUCGUCUCCCUGGAGCAGCGAGCCCACCUCUUCGCCGGCGCUGGGAAGUCCCAAGUGCAACGACACGAACUGGAUGAAUAUGGGAUGUUAUAUGUCUCCUCCUUAUACCUGUGACGAUGUCAUGAUACCUCCAUCUGCAUAUGAGCCGUGCGCUUCGCCCGCUGUUGUUGACUAUCUGGUGACGCCUUCACAAAUCUACCCAGAACCCGAGUCCAUGGUGAAGAUUGAGCCUGAACUACCCUUACCGAGCACGCAUGCCAUAUUUUCGUAUCAGGGGGCCUUCUCGAACUGUGAGACCAGUUUCACAACUGAGAUGUCGAUCUGUGGCCAGCCGGCCAAGGAGGAGCGCGCCGCUUGUGACUCGCCAAAGUUCCAAGUCAAACCACGAAAAGCACCGAAAGCCAGCAAGAAUCGCAUCGCCAAGCCGACUCGAAAGCCAUCCAGCAAGACAAGCACCACUACGAGCGCCCGUGCUGGCUCAAGGGCAACGGCGAAGAAGAACACCCCACCACCCAGUCGAGUAUAUACCUGCAGCUUUUCACACUAUGGCUGCCCCAGCACAUUCGUGUCGAAGAACGAGUGGAAGCGACAUGUGAUCUCUCAGCACAUUCAACUGGGAUUUUUCCGAUGCGAUGUGGGGCGUUGUAGCUUGGACAACCUGAGCAAAGAGAGAAACCUCAGCUCACCGCACGAGCCCCUCGCAUACAACGAAUCUCACCUGGUCAAUGACUUCAACCGCAAAGACCUCUUCACUCAGCACCAGCGUCGCAUGCAUGCCCCCUGGGUGUACCGGAACCGGAAGUCGCCCGAGACCGAAGAAGAACGGGAGGCGUUUGAGCAGAGCCUGGAGGCUGUGCGGGCACGAUGUUGGCACGAGCAACGCAAGCCCCCUCUUCACAGCCAGUGCGGCUUCUGUGGACAGGAAUUUGUUGGCGCACACAGUUGGAACGACCGAAUGGAGCACGUUGGUCGCCAUUAUGAAAAGGACAACCUCGAGCAGGAAAGCGAGGAUUUGUUGUUGCGGCAGUGGGCUAUAGAGGAGGGCAUCAUCCGGAGGGUGGACGGAGAGUUGAAGUUGGCUGUCUUUUGUGACAAGACUAACUAA